GUGCAGUGAGAGGUAACCUGGCGAGUGGUAGUGGGGCUUCUCUGGUGCUGUAGCUCACGUUUUGGUACUAGAGGCCGAGACUUUUGGCGACGACUACUUCUGCGGCGACGGCUCAGGCUCUCGAAGAAGUGGCAGAGUACGAUCUGGAGGAGGGGCUUCUCGUCAGCCCAGGUUCUAUCAUAAUGAAUGUAUCCAGUGUGGCUAAUACAUCACCCAGUGUAAAAUCCAUAGAGGACCAGGGGCUAAAGGGGCACGAGGAGAAGGAAAACCCAUUUGCAGAAUACAUGUGGAUGGAAAACGAGGAGGAUUUCAACAGACAGGUGGAGGAGGAACUGCAGGAGCAAGAUUUCUUGGACCGUUGCUUCCAGGAAAUGCUGGAUGAAGAAGACCAAGACUGGUUUAUCCCGUCACGAGACCUGCCUCAGGCUAUGGGACAGUUGCAGCAGCAGUUAAAUGGACUGUCAGUCAGCGACGGUCAUGAUUCUGAAGAUAUUUUGAGCAAAAGUAACCUGAAUCCGGAUGCCAAGGAGUUUAUUCCAGGAGUGAAGUACUGAGCCGGCAGAAAGCUUCAAGGAGGCUUUCUCUGUCCCCACAUCUGGGAAUGCUGAUCACAAAAUGGCCAAGCUGGGGGUGGGGGGUGAGGGGUGCAGAGUGGGGAAGGGGUGAUGGUGGUUUAACUUGAUACUGUGACUCUGAGUAACUAAUGUGCUCAGUCUUAAUCUCCAAGCCUCUGAGUAUUUCUCUUCUGUUCUACUGCCUUUUCAUUUGGAGCAGUUUCCUGUUUUGUAUUUGUUAUUCAUUAGCUCUUAAGUUAAGGAAAUUGCAGGUUUUUCCCCCUUCAUCAGGAAUGUUCUGCUGUGUGUGUUUAAACAAAAUAAGCUGACCAAGAAAAACCAGGUGUUUAAGAAAUGCCCUUCUCGCGCCACUAUAUACCUGCCAGGGGCAGCGAACACCUGAAGAGCCACCUGUGGAGUGUGUCCGUCUGGCUGGUUGGAAAGUGGAAGAAGCAGCCCAGAACAUGGGCUCAGCCCCUGGAGCAUCCUCAGAUAAACUGGGAUACAAGACCCACGGAUCCCUGCCCUGAGCCCCAUUCAGGAAAACAGACUUUCAGUUCUCGGUUUACAGUAAGUCUUGAUAGUUGAUGAAAGGUGUCAAUCAGAAGGGGAGGACCAUGAUGGUGACUGUCACGUCACUUGUUACUGUUCUGUUCUUAAGCCUCUGUUUCCAGCUACCAUCGGACUCAUUUGCAAGGUAAAAUAAUAGUGCCAGGGUUCACUCUGCCCCUCACGUGUCAUUCCCGUGUCCUUACCACCCCACCCCGACCCUUGCUCAGUUUUUAAGAAGAGUGUUAACCAAAGGUGUAAGAGCCAGCCUCACUGGCCAUAGGCUUAAGCCUGGAGAAGUCAUCUUUGAAUCCUAUUGGUUGUGUCCUAAAUUUAUUUGGACAAGAUUUUUUUCCCCAGCUUCAUCCACACUUAGUUUUCCUGGUAUCUUAAUUCCUUCAGAGAUUUAUGUACUUUUUCAAAGAAACAUAUUUUCAGAGUACUGGCAAGAAGCUCAGUUCACUCACAGUUUGGAUACUUCUCCUCACCUUAGAGAAUUAUCCAAAGGAGCUCAGAACACCUAGCAGAGUGGGCCUUGCUUGACACACAUGGCCACGAACCAGCUCGCCUAUGUACUUUCAGCUACUACGAAAUUUCAUUGUUCCCACAUAUCAGCUGUGCAAAUUUUUUAGAUUGGCCUCUCUGGGUGUAUUCCUUCUGUCUUUGGGGUUUCACUGGGGUUUUGUUGAUAACUCACUGGGGUCUUUUGUUGCUACUCCUAAGGAACUGAGCCCAACCUCAGGAGCUGCCUUUAUAGAGAGAUGUGGGUGACAGUCGUAUAGAAGAGGGCGUGCCUAGUCCUGGUCCUUCUUCCUGGACAAGGACUUGCAGAGGCCUGAGGGUGAUGGUGGCUUCUGUCUGACUGCUGCUGUACUGUGUGAUUUGCCCGUGAGGAAAAGGUCACGUAACUUGAAAUAAAGUCAGUGUAGGUUCAGUAUGUGAGUGUGGGACAGAGGUUGGAAGGAAAGGACUAGGGUCUGGAAAGCUGAAGGAAUUCUUUUUCUUAUGAAGUCCUUUGUUGACUUUUUGAAUAGCCACAGGCUAAUGUCAGAUUUAAAAGACAAAUUUACAUCUUUUCCCUCAUUCGAGUCUCUAGGGUGGUGUAUUUGAAAAAUGGCCUUCAUGUUAGAUGACAUGUCACAGACGAGCGGCUUAGGGAACUUGUAUUGCCAAGCAUGCAUAUUAACUCCCAGAGCCUCUAUGUCAGAAGAGUGGGCUGUAGACUUUACUUCAGGGAAGACUGUGCAUGAAGCAGCAUCUUUAUUCCAGCUUCAGCUUUCAGCUAGGGGUUGUUUCCUCUAUGGAGAAGACAUGGAAGUAGAUAAAUGGAGGAAAUCUCUUUUCUGGGGCUACUUUUUCACCUUCAGUCUCCAUUAGCCUGUCUAAGCUGAGAAUUCUGAAGACUGUUGGAAAUGUGUUACAAUUACAGAAAGAGCCAUUUUCAACACUGGGCAUCUCUGUCACAACCAGCACAAUGGAUUCUUGUUUGGAUGCCCAUCUAGAAACUAACAGGGAUCCAAGAUCGAGCCAUUUAUCCUAAAGGUUUGCUCUUUUGGUACCAAAGAGCAACUGAGCUACUAGGUCCUGUCCGAAGGGCCCCCCUUGCCUUCUGCUGUGCUGGUCCAACUAGGAUGUCGGUCUUCAGCUGGGCUCACAGGUAUAUUUGGUCGGGAUAGGACAGUGUUAUGUUAGAUAAGCAUGAACUCUGAGGGCUGAAGUUUCCACUCGUAGCCAGGCACAGAGUGCGCCAACUUGAGGAUCAGAAAGCACCUGGCAAGGGGAUCCUUUGUAACAUGUAGGACCGAGGUUCCAGUGGUCCCUCUUGUAGCCCCCUCUUCUCACCAUCUGCUUUUUAGUGUGAGGUGGGAACCCAGGUGCCACCCAGAUCACAGGCUCAGCUAUAGUUAAGUUUACCAACUUCACAGCCGCACUGGUGCUCACAGCUGUGACACUGUGCUCCUCGAGUUUGGACCACAUGGGAGGCCCAGGUUCGAUUCUCAGUCCAACCUAAAGGUCAGGUGCAGCAGCCAGUGUCUGAGAUCCCAGCUGGGAGGCUGAGAGGCCGAGGCAGAAGCAGGAUACAGCAAGACCCUGGCUAAAACAAAACAGAAACACAGUGGUUGGAGUUUACCAACUUCUUAGUUAAAAAUGCAUGCAGGUCUGGUUGGAUUUUACUGGGGAAGGGCUGGAAGGUCUUCAGAGCGCUCUAGGAACUUGCCACAAGUUGUAGGCCUCUGACUUUUCCCUCAUAGGAUGUUCUGAGUUCAACCCAGGCUGGACGCUUUUACCCUUUAAUGGUGAGGCUAGUAUUUAUAGGUAAUAAUUUUGAUUUUGAAUUUAAGUCACUCUUCUAUUUAUUGACAACUGGAAGUUUGAGAAUUUGUAUAGAAACGAAAUAUGUAUUUUUAACAGCUGCCGAUCUGGCUGAUCCCAAUAUUAGGUUUUUAAUGGUUGAUUUUUAAUUAUUGGGAUUAUUCAACUCUAAAACUCCAAGGUUAAAGUAAUUGGUCUCUUUCUCUUCAAGGGAGAAAGUAAAUAAAUAAAUAAAGGAA
This is a messenger RNA of Tupaia belangeri chinensis (Chinese tree shrew), 3655 nucleotides long. RefSeq names its product poly(A) binding protein interacting protein 2B (gene PAIP2B). The transcript is spliced from 4 exons. Gene Ontology annotation, molecular function: mRNA regulatory element binding translation repressor activity. Gene Ontology annotation, cellular component: cytoplasm. Gene Ontology annotation, biological process: negative regulation of translational initiation. Lineage: Eukaryota; Metazoa; Chordata; Mammalia; Scandentia; Tupaiidae. The coding region runs from base 183 to 554 and encodes 123 amino acids. The record is from RefSeq and is a predicted model, not a curated record.